CGAUCCCAUUCUUGUCCUGCAGGCAGCAUUCCGGGUGGAGAGUGUGAGUGAGAGAAAGAGAAAGACACAAGAGAUUUGAGGCCGUACACUGUAUAUUUACAAAAAGAAACACGAGCUGUAUGUCCAAACCAGCUGCGGCGUCAAAGCGGGAUAUGGGCUCUCCAGGGCAGAUCCCGGGACAAGACAUGGAGCUCUAAGCUAGCCCUCUCCAUCCAUCUCCAUUUGCUGCCUUGCACGCUGUUUGCCAAAACCACCUCCUCUACCCCUGCUGUAGCGGUUUGGCUCAGACUCCUAUAAGAGAAGAAGAGGGAAAAAAACCCAAGUGGGAGGGAGUAGUAAACUUUCCCCAGCUGCUGUCCAGACACACACAUGCUGCAUUGCUGCCAUUCCCCAAGCCCUGCUCCAUCCAUCCCUAGGGCACGGCCACUAGCUUGCUAGCGAGCUAGCACUUGGCACAAAGACAAGGCCUGUCCUCUGGGAUAAAAAUACAAGCAGACUGUGUACAUUUGCCUCUUUCUUUUUUCUCCCUUUUUCCGGGUCACCCAGCCCAAACACCCAUUAACUGGGGCUCCUUUUGUUUAGCUGUCAUACCCACUGCUUUGAGCAGUGGAGGAUUACUAGUAUCCGGUCAGUCAGUCAUUCAGCCAGGCAGACUGAGGAAGCCAGAGGGGUUGGUUAUCAGAGGCCAGGAUGAUGGAGCCCAGCAUGGAGAACUGCCUGGCCCUGGUCCUGCAGAAGGACAUGGGCCGUCGGCUGCAGGUGGGGCAGGAGAUCAUUGAUUACAUUUUGGAGAAGGAGAAGUCCCACGACCUGGAGCAGGAUCAGACAGCACUGGACAAAAUGGUUGAUGGCAUCGCCAGCUCCUGGGUCAACUCCAGCAACUUCAAGGUGGCUCUGCUUGGCUUGGACCUCUUAUCUGCCUUAGUGACGAGGUUACAGGAGCGAUUUAGGGCCCAUGUGGGAACAGUCCUGCCCAGCCUUAUUGAUCGACUGGGAGAUGCUAAAGACCAAGUGCGAGACCAAGACCAAACAGUGCUGCUAAAGAUCAUGGAACAAGCUGCCAGCCCGCAGUAUGUGUGGGACAGAAUGUUGGGAGGCUUCAAACAUAAGAACAACAGGACCAGAGAAGGAGUGUGCCUUUGCCUCAUUGCCACACUGAGCACAUAUGGAGCUCAAGGCCUGACCCUCAGUAAAAUUGUUCCCCACAUAUGUAACCUCUUGGGGGACCCCACAAGUCAGGUACGUGACGGAGCUAUGAGCUGCUUGGUGGAGAUCUACAGACAUGUGGGUGAGAGGGUGAGGAUGGAUCUCAGCAAAAAGGGCUUGCCACAGUCACGGUUGAAUGUAAUCUUUAGCAAAUUUGAUGAAGUCCAAAGAUCCGGGAACAUGAUCUCAUCGUCUGGCUCAGAUAAGAACUUUGAGGAUGAAGAUUCUGUGGACGGAGGCCGGUCCUCUUCCUCUUCAUCAUCCAAAGCACCCCCCAGUGGCAGGAGGACUGUAGUGAGCUCUGUUAGAAGACCCAGCUCAGCCACCACAGCUAAGGCGACAGGUAAAGAAGCAGGUGCUGGUGCUGUUGAUGAAGAGGAUUUUAUCAAAGCCUUUGAAGAUGUGCCCACAGUGCAGAUCUACUCUAACAGAGAGCUAGAGGACCAGCUGACUAAGGUCAGAGAAGUGCUGUCUGAUGACAAACAUGACUGGGAGCACCGAGUGGUUGCGCUGAAGAAGGUCCGUUCUCUCAUGCUGGCCGGGGCAACAGAGUACGAGGGUUUCCCUCAACAGCUGCGUCUCCUGGAGGCUCCCCUCAAACUGUCAGCUAAAGACCUGCGCUCACAGGUGGUCCGUGAGGCCUGCAUCACACUGGGACAUUUGUCAUCAAUACUGGGUAACAAGUUUGACCAUGGAGCGGAGAGCGUCAUGCCCACACUGCUGAACCUCGUGCCCAACAGUGCCAAAGUCAUGGCCACCUCUGGGGUGGCCACCAUCCGCCUCAUCCUCAGGCACACACACUACCCGCGCCUCAUCCCCAUCAUCACCAGUAACUGCACCUCCAAAUCAGUAGCAGUCAGACGACGCUGUUAUGAGUUCCUAGACCUCAUGUUACAAGAGUGGCACACUAAUACACUGGAAAGACAUGUGGCUGUUCUGACUGAGACCAUCAAGAAAGGCAUACACGAUGCUGACUCUGAGGCCAGAUCCAUUGCAAGAAAAUGCUAUUGGGGUUUCCAUGGUCACUACAGCCGGGAGGCAGAGCAUCUGUUCCAGGCGCUGGAGUCCACCUAUCAGAAGGCCCUCCAGUCUCACCUGAAGAGCUCUGACAGCAUCGUGUCUCUACCCCAGUCUGACCGCUCCUCAUCGUCUUCCCAGGAGAGUCUUAACCGGCCAUUGUCUGUGAAGAGUGUCAUUGGAGGGAGCAUAACAAGGAGUAAGCUGGUGAGCACCAGGGUGUCUACUACACCGGGUUCUCUCCAGCGUUCCCGUAGUGACAUCGAUGUGAACGCCGCCUCCAGUGCCAAGUCACGUCUGUCCACCGUCCCUGCCUCCUCGCCGUUCAGCUCUGCAGCUGCCCUUCCUCCAGGAUCCUAUGCCUCAUUAGAUGGCACUCCCGGUAAAAGUGAUGGUCGUGUUCGUACCAGGAGGCAAAGCUCAGGCAGCGUGGGUGGAGCCAGUACCUCAGUGGUGGACAGUAGGGGGCGCAGCCGAGCCAAAGUUGUCUCCCAGUCUCAGCGAUCCAGAUCAGCCAAUCCCAUCAAUGCCGGCAGUCGCUCCAGCUCCCCGGGUAAGCUUCUUGGCCACAGCAGCUACGGCCGGAUCCCUCGAGCCACGAUGUCAGCCACCACCACGCCAGCAGACAAGCGCAGCAGGAUCCCUCGCAGCCAGGGCUGCAGCCGGGAGACGAGCCCCAGCCGACUAGGCCUUGCCAGCCUGUGUGGUAAAGCUCUUCUUCCUGCUGCUCUUCCCUACCGCACGCUAGCCCGGAGCCGCAUUCCCCGUCCCAGCAUGAGUCAGGGUUGCAGUCGCGACACCAGUCGCGAGAGCAGCCGCGACACCAGCCCUGCUCGGGGCUUCACUCCUCUGGCCUCCCGACGUCACUCCCGUUCAACCAGCGCUCUCUCCACAGCCGACCCCCACAGCCAGUCAGACCGAUAUGGUUUAAUUCACCAAGCAAGAAUCUCUGCAUCAGUCAAUGCCAUGAGGGUCCUGAACACUGGCACUGAGGUGGAGGCAGCAGUUGCCGAUGCUCUGCUAUUAGGAGACUCCAGGAAUAAGAGGAAGCCAUUGAGGCGGAGGUACGAAUCACCAGGGAUGUACUCUGAUGAUGACGCCAACAGCGAUGCCUCCAGUGCCUGCUCUGAGCGCUCAUAUGGCUCAAGGAACGGAGGCAUCCCUCAUUACCUGCGCCAGACGGAGGACGUGGCGGAGGUCCUGAACCACUGCGCCAGCUCCAAUUGGUCAGAGAGGAAGGAGGGCUUACUGGGCCUGCAGAAUCUCCUCAAGAGCCAAAGAAUACUGAGCCGUGUGGAGCUGAAGAGACUCUGUGAGAUCUUCACAAGGAUGUUUGCAGAUCCACAUAGCAAGGUGUUCAGCAUGUUCCUGGAAACUCUGGUGGACUUCAUCACAGUACACAGGGAGGACUUGCAGGACUGGCUGUUUGUCCUGCUCACUCAGCUGCUGAAGAAGAUGGGCGCAGACCUGCUGGGCUCCGUCCAGGCCAAAGUCCAGAAGGCCCUGGAUAUUACAAGGGAGUCCUUCCCAUUUGACCAACAGUUCAACAUUCUGAUGAGGUUCAUCGUCGAUCAGACUCAGACACCUAAUCUGAAGGUUAAGGUGGCCAUUUUGAAGUACAUCGAGUCCCUGGCUCGGCAGAUGGACCCGACUGACUUUGUCAACUCCAGCGAGACGCGUCUGGCUGUAUCUCGCAUCAUCACCUGGACCACUGAACCCAAAAGUUCUGAUGUCAGGAAGACCCUUCAAAACUGGGUGAGCGAGGAGCUAGCUGGCAGGUCCAGUACUGCAGCCUUACUGUCUGCUGAGGGCAACCAGGAAGAAAGGUGUAAGCAGGCAGCCCAGGUGGUGCUGAUCGCUUUGUUUGAGCUCAACACCCCAGAGUUCACCAUGCUGCUGGGAGCUCUCCCCAAAACCUUCCAAGAUGGAGCCACCAAACUGCUGCACAACCACCUGAAGAACUCCAGCAAUACCAGCAGCAGUGUUGGGUCUCCGAGCAACACCAUCGGCCGGACGCCAACACGCCACACCCCCAGCAGAACCAGCCCCCUCACCUCUCCAACAAACUGCUCCCACGGAGGACUGUCUCCAAGCAUGAUGGAGUAUGACACAGAAAACAUGAACUCUGAAGAGAUCUACAGCUCGCUGCGAGGCGUCACCGAGGCCAUCCAGAGCUUCAGCUACCGGAGCCAGGAGGACUUGAAUGAGCCAAUCAGACAGGAGGGCAAGAGGGAUGAUGCUGCAGGAAGAGAGGGUGUAGCGUCCUCUCCCGGCUCUGACGCCCGCCUUGGUUUAGACGUGGUGGAAGGGGGUCGCACCGCCUUAGACAACAAGACCUCGCUACUGAACACGCCAUCACCUCGAUCGUUCUCUGGGCCACGGAGCCGUGAGUUCGCUCCCUAUGGUUACGGAGAAACCAUCUGCACAUAUGACAAGAGCGCCCUGAAGGAGGCCGUCUUUGAUGAUGACGUGGAGCAGUUCCGCGACUGCCGACGUCAGGAAAGUGGUGAAAACAAGAUGACGCUCCCCAAGGUCUUUGCUCCUGCAGUCGGUCAGGACCACUCAGACAUGGUAGCCGACCUGCUCAAGGAAUUGUCCAAUCACAAUGAGCGUUCUGAGGAGCGUAAAGGCGCCUUGGUGGAUCUGCUGAAGAUCACACGAGAAGACAGCCUGGCUGUGUGGGAUGAGCACUUUAAAACCAUCCUCCUCCUUCUGCUGGAGACACUGGGUGAUAAAGAUCACACCAUCCGAGCCCUGGCCCUGCGUGUGCUCAAAGAAAUUCUGAGGAACCAGCCGGCCCGCUUCAAAAACUACGCUGAGCUAACCAUCAUGAAGACCCUGGAGGCUCACAAAGACUCCCAUAAGGAGGUGGUGCGUGCAGCUGAGGAGGCAGCAUCCACCCUGGCCGGCUCCAUUCACCCAGAGCAGUGCAUUAAGGUGCUGUGCCCUAUUGUGCAGACAGCCGACUACCCAAUCAACCUAGCUGCCAUCAAGAUGCAAACCAAAGUCAUUGAACGCAUCGCCAAGGACUCCUUACUGCAGCUGCUGCCUGACAUCAUCCCCGGGCUCCUACAGGGCUAUGACAACACAGAGAGCAGCGUUCGCAAGGCCAGCGUGUUCUGUCUGGUGGCUAUCUAUUCUGUGAUUGGUGAAGAUCUCAAACCCCACCUGGCACAGCUCACAGGCAGCAAGAUGAAGUUACUGAACCUGUACAUCAAGCGAGCCCAGACGACCAACAGCAAUAGCAGCAGCUCCUCGGACGUCUCCUCUCACAGUUAAUGGAGGGAGGUUUCAUUUGAAAACCCUGUGGAUGGGCGCUGUUGGAGGAUUUCCAGGGCAAAGCUGUGCUUCUUUCAGACUUCUCCGUCUCUGAGCUUCCCCUCCUCCUCCACAUCACAACUUGAGCACCACCACGCUUUUCUCCAGUUUAAAGGAGAUCCUGUCAGCAACCGUUGUCAUUUAGUUCCUCCUCCCCACCUUUUGCUCUAGAAACUUAUGAAUGUAAAUGUGGAUUGGGUUUAAACCGGUGGGGAGGAAAUCAACACAUUCUGAGUUUUUGGAUCUAGGAAAUGCACUUUCUGUUCCUCCUCGGUUCCCACGACCUCCACACCGCCUUCUAUCUUUGCGUGUUUCUCCUUAAGCCCUCAGAUUUGGUAGAUUAAAGAGUUCGUACAUGAUGCCGUGAAGUAUUCAUGAUCAGAGGGAGAAAUUUCUGUCAGAUUGAGUACAGUUUGGGAUGAUAUGUCAUUUGGCUGGCCCAGUGAUGGUAACAAGCUCAUAGGUUUUGGGUUGAAUUGUGGUUUGGGAAGCAUAAAACCAAAUAUUGUUAGAAAAAAAAGAAAGAAAUGUGUAAAGGAACAAAGUGACAGAAAAAAAGGAAGUACUGUAUGAGAAUUUUUAGUUCAUGUUUUAAGUUUAUUGAUCAUGAUUGUGGCUCGCAGAAGUCCAUGCAUCGAUUGUUGUCUUUUUUAUGCUAAUCUGUAACUAAAAGUGGCUUAAUCAAUUGAAUCCCCCCUUACGAAAACAAUUGUUACAUUUAAAAAGGUAACAAGGUGCCAAAAGAUACAUUUUCAGCGACAGAAUUGACAAUCCUUAAAAUUUUGUGCAGAUUUUUAUUUUCAGGUACGGAAGAAGAAAUCGGUGGUAGACUGCACAAUAAAGUUGAAUUUGUCUUGAAAUUAACAAUCAGCAGACAGUAGAAAAAUAUGAAAAGUUCAAUUGUGUUGCCUGCAUUUUCUCACUCAACUUUCUGCAUUAAGUUCAAAAACUGUUUUUGUUGUUUGUUUGUUUGUUUGUUUUUAAGUAUACUUUCAGAAAUGGUUGCCUGUUGGUUGCCAGUCUGUGGCAUCUUACCUGUAAAACUCUGAGGUUGCUGCUCAGUAGAGUGACUCUGUUUGAAGAGGAAGUCCUUUGUAAAUAUUCCACAUUUUCCCUGCUUGGAGUCAGGAGAGAUCCAAGCAAUCCCAGACAGUCAGAAAGACAUUACCAGGCCUUAUUCACUUCGCACACUAAUGUUAGUCGACUGGGACUGCAGAGAGUGGAUGGGAUGUACAGCACUGUAACUCUUGGCUCUGAUAAAAAAAAAAAAAAAAAAAAAAAAUGUGAAUCACCAGGAAAACAGACCCGCGGCAGUGUUCUUGACCUGUGACAAUGCAAAUACAGUAUUUGUUGUUUCCUCUGAUCUCCUUCAGUUCCCCUUCACGUAACCACAGCUUCUGCAAUAAAUCCACAGUUAAAGGUAUUUUGUACAUACACUUUUUGACCACUGCUUCGCAAGGUUUUACAUUAUGUCAAUGGAGAAAAAAAAAGAAAAGUGAACAGGUUGACUAUCACUUUUUUGCACGUUAGCAAAAAUAGCUUGCAUGUAUCCUGCAGCACAUGCCAACUUGCUGUUUUGAAGGGCCCAGGUUUUUGGCUGUUAAAGUGCACUUGUGACAUCACCUGAUUACUCAUCUCUGAUUUAAUGUUUCAGCAGAAGAGGUAGUCACAUUAGUCACACACAUAUGUAAAAGGUACAAAAUGUAGAUUUAAGCUGGUAGAAGUAUCCAGGCGAGGUACUGAGAAAUCAUACCUCUGGACACGGCUGUGAUUUAUUGUUGGGGUUUUUUUUUUGCUUUUUUUUUUCCAAGUGUUAGAUUUGAGGUAUCAAGAAGCUUUAAAAUUUUGGAUCUUGCACUGAGAUCUCUCUUUAAGUUGUUGGGUUCCUGAAGUUUAACCCUAAGAGAUAUGACUCCAGCCAUGGAUCCCUGAUUUUGAAAAGUCUCCCCUAUUUGAUCAGAUUUUUUUAUUGCUGGAUAUGAUUUAGAUGAUCGUGGUACAAUUAAUCUACUGUAGGAAGAGAUCAGUCUCAUGCCUUUUAAAUUCCGUUAUCUCAUUUGCUAACUCCUGGCAAAUGACUCAUAAUAAUAAGGAAAUGGAAGUAUUCCUGAUAUCACCUGGGGACAGCCUGAGUCCUUGGAUGGACAAUUUUGGACUCUUGGACUUUUCGUUGAGUAGUGUUUUCAUUCAGGGAAUCCACUGAGAGUUGUGGUUAUUUAAGUAAAUGAAUGUACAGACUUAAUAUGUGUUAUAAUUAGCUUUUUAAGUAUUGGUACUGAAACUGACUUCAGCAACAUGCAGCCCUGUACACUCUGUAAUAUGCCUGUCUGCACUCUACCUGACUUUUCUUUCUCCUAAAUUCCCUCAACAGUUUCAGACCGUUGAUCAGCCUCGUGUUGUUUUUCAGCCAAUUAAAACAAAUCUACACAUGGUGUGAGUUCACCAAUCAGCAAACUACCGGCCACUAGCAUAUGUUAUCACAUUACUGGUCCUAGAAACAGACUACAUGGUAUUCCUUGCAAACUGUUCACUAUGCAUGUUCUACAGUACACUGUCUUUCUUUUGUCUCAAUCAGUCAUGUAUACCUGUAUUUAUAUAUUUUAUUUGAUCUUAUUUUAUUUUGUUCUCUCAUGAUUAAACUGUACAGAAGGGUUUCUUUUGUUAACUUCCACCUGUGAUAGGUUUGCAACAAUGUAAAGAAAUUGUUUGCUCUAGAAAUAAACAGACUAAGAACU
Messenger RNA from Epinephelus moara (kelp grouper), 8276 nucleotides. It is a transcript of the gene clasp1a, whose product is annotated as cytoplasmic linker associated protein 1a. Gene Ontology annotation, cellular component: spindle microtubule; mitotic spindle; microtubule organizing center. The transcript is spliced from 43 exons. Gene Ontology annotation, biological process: mitotic spindle assembly. NCBI's taxonomy places the organism in Eukaryota, Metazoa, Chordata, Actinopteri, Perciformes, Serranidae. The coding region runs from base 691 to 5502 and encodes 1603 amino acids. The record is from RefSeq and is a predicted model, not a curated record. Gene Ontology annotation, molecular function: microtubule binding; kinetochore binding.